AAAAUCUGGAUAACAAAACUCUGGGAUUGGAUGAUGACGAAGACGUAAUUUUGAAUUUCGACGUGAGCAAAGGCAGUGAGUGCAGUGAAGAAGAUAAAAAUGAGAAACGGGUCUGUAAGAAGUUAGCCCAGUUUGCUCUUGCUGGAGGAGUUGGACAAAUUUCACAACUCCCUGUGCAAAAAAUAAUCAAAAUUACCAAACUGUUAAUACAUGGAGGCUUCACUGUGAAGAAUAUUGACGAUUUGAUCAAUGAAGAAUACUCCACCAUCAUUUCCAUUUUAUCGAAAAGGGAAAAUGUCUUCUCGCAAAGACAGGUUCAAAAAUUAUUGGGAAAAUACAGGAUGUUGUACCGAAAUAGUUCCGAUGCUGUCGACGAUAUGGAAGGAAUGGUCGCGUUCCUAAACAAAACAGAACUAGAUUCCAUUCUCCCGCGUCGCUGCGAUGACGUCAUCGAGAAACUGAGGCAGAGUGGAUUCUUGUGGAAAUUCCCUCCAAAAUUCAGAACGGAUCACAUUAAAUUUGUUGUCUCUAAAUGCAAUGAAAACUUAACGGAAAUGUCGGGUGAUGAACUGGUAAACCAUGGACACCUCGUAGCCUGGCUGGAUCCGGAUCAACUUGAUGAGAUUCCAGGAAAACUCUUCGUGGAAAACCUUGAAGAUUUCAGGGAUAAUUUGGAGGAACAACAGCGCCACAAAGGAUUCAGACGUCUUAUUAGAAAUAUCACAAAAAAGAUUAUCGACCAUCUUGGGGGCGCAUCGGCUCUGACGGCAGAUCUCAUUGCACAACUUGGCGUACUUCGCAAAGGUUUGGACAAAGACGAUAUUAAAAAAAUGAAUUCAGAAGCCUUGGACGCGUUACAGUUGUACGAAGACGACCUGGACAAAGACACCGCAAAACAACUCUUUAAAUCACGAGAAGAACGCGUGACCAGCAGGCGAAAACGAGCCGAUCCAGACACCAGGCUGCAGGAUGUUGAUUUCUUUUUGAUAUCGGGUCAAACUAUUCUGGGCUUACCUGCAUCUGACAUCGCCAAGAUUCAAGGCUCCGUUUUCGAAGAUAUUGUUGGUAGUGUCAGCCAGAUCUCAGGAUGGGAACAAGACCAGCUCGAUAAAUGGGCUGAAAAGGCAAAAGAUGUUUGGGGUGCCGCGAAUACUUUCAAAACGGACGAGUUGUUACUCCUUAACAACUUUGUCAAGGGAUUUAGCGCGUCAGAACUUAACAGUAUGGACCUUUCUUCUGAUGAUGUGAUCAACAGUUUUGGUCAGGUUACAGGCUACAGUGCAGAAAAAGCCCAACAAUUAUUUGCAAAGAUUAAGACCAAUACGCUAGUGUCAGCCAUGACUGGGGCAGAUUUGCUUCGACUGGGAACCAUCGCGCAUGGAAUGACCGCAGAUGACAUCACGAAAAUCAAUGAAAACGCAUUCAGGGAAGCUUUAUCUCAGUUGGGUAAAAUGACGGGAUGGUCAAACGAACAAUUGAUGGAACUUAAAAACAAAGCGGUGGCGGUGUAUGGUGAGACCAGCUCCUGGGAGGGUGUCGUAUUGUCUACAGUCAAUGUGAUCAUUGGUGGUUUCAAUGACAAAGAGGUUAAAGCAUUGGAAGCCGAAGAUCUUCAGUACAUUUCAACAGAAGCAAUCGCCGCGUUACCUCCAAACAAGUUCAACCAACUGUCCGCUGACCUUAUUAGACAACUGGAUGGGGAACAAGCGCAAAGUGUAACCGAUGAACAGAUAUCGCAGUUAACGGUAGAACAGAAGAACGCACUGACAAGCGCACAGUAUGGUGAUGGUGAUGGUGGUGAUGAUGGUGGUACAAUAACAAAAGCGAACAAAAAUACACAAAACCCAACAACUAACGGUACAUCGACCCCAAUCAAGGAAACACCAGACAGUGGUUCAACAGAAGUUGUCUUUGGCCUAAUCUCUCUACUUUUACCGUUCUUGUGUUCUCAAAGUUUCAUCUAAGAGCAAGACACAACGAUUGCGAAUCCUUACAACACUUAAUCAUCGAUUUACACAUCUUAACUAUAGUUGCCAUUUCGUAAUUCGUAUAUAAGUAGUGAUAGCUAUAUAUAUAUAAGAUUUAAACAUAGCGAGAAACUUAUGCCUAGUCUAUAUGUAAUAUGAUACUGAAAUUUGUGCACAAAACUUCAAACUAUCAUUCUGAUUCCUUAUCUGCAUAUAUAACCUUAUGUAACCUAUUCAAAUAUCAAAUGCACUAGUUUAAGGCUCGAAAUUUAAAGUGAAACAUCUCAUAUCUGGCAAGUAUUCCGGCGACCUCUCGUAGGGAGAUGACAGUGGAGAUUUCGACAUAUGCCAGAUUUCUGGGACUCCUCCAGGACACCUCGUUCAUGAUAGGCCACUAUAAUAUCAAUCCUAAUAUUAAUCCUAUUUUGAAAGUUAAAGUAUAUCAACUGAUCACCUUCAACGAUCCAAGCAGAUCAACCGAAAAUAGUUAAAGUUAAUUACGUUAAACUACUCUUGACCUCCUCCGAUAUUUCUAUU
Molecule: messenger RNA, 2504 nt
Organism: Dendronephthya gigantea
Lineage: Eukaryota; Metazoa; Cnidaria; Anthozoa; Malacalcyonacea; Nephtheidae
Exons: 10
Coding region: 342-1964 (540 amino acids)
Biological process (GO): cell-matrix adhesion
Cellular component (GO): cell surface
Source: RefSeq, a predicted model, not a curated record